AUGAAUUGUAUAUUACAGUUAUUAUCAUUCGGCAAAGAAAAAUUUAAUACCAAACCAAAAAAGGGUAUUGAAUUCUUACAAGAACAUAGACUUCUAUCAACACCAUUAAUUCCAGCUGAAAUUGCUACAUUUCUAAAAGAAAAUGCACUUUUAGACAAAAAAAUGAUUGGUGAAUACAUCAGCAAUAAAGUUAAUGUAGAAAUUUUAAAUAGUUUCAUUAACUCUUUUAAUUUAAGCAGCACUCGUAUUGAUGAGGCUCUUAGAAUGUAUUUGGAAGCAUUUAGAUUACCAGGAGAAUCACCACUUAUAUCUUUUGUAUUGGAACCGUUCACUGAAUAUUGGCAUUGUAAUGGAGAACCAUUUGCAAAUGCUGAAUGUGCAUUUUUGUUAGCAUAUGCUAUUAUAAUGUUAAAUGUUGACCAACAUAACCAAAAUGUCCGAAGAAUUGAUCAACCUAUGACACCCGUAUCAUUCAAACGUAAUCUAAAAAAAUUGAAUGGAGGUGAAGACUUUGAUCAAACUAUGUUAGAGGAAAUAUAUAAAGACAUAAAAACAAAUGAAAUUGUAAUGCGUGCCGAACAAAGUGGCAUUGUACUUGAAAAUUAUUUGUGGAAAGUGUUACUACGACGGGCUAUUGGGAAAGAUGGAACUUACAUUCAAGUACCAAAUGGUAUUUUUGAUCACGCUUUGUUUUCUAUAUGUUGGGGACCAACAUUGAUUGCUUUAAGUUCAAUUUUUGACAAAUCAAACCAUCUGUCUAUUUAUACUAAAACUAUUUUAGGUCUAAAAAAAUGUGCUUUUAUUUGUGCACAUUAUGGUAUGUGUGUAGAAUUUGAUAGUUUGAUAAUGUCUUUAUGUAAAUUUACCAAUCUACAAAACAAUCCAGAUUGUCCUGAAAAUGUAACAAUACUGUUUGGUAGCAACCCAAAAGCUCAACUAGCUACUCGUACACUUUUUAGUAUUACCCAUAUGUAUGGUGACAUUAUUCGUGAAGGAUGGUCUAGUUUAUUUGAUAUUAUAUUGCAGUUGUACAAGUGCAAUCUAUUACCAACCAUACUAGUUGAGUCUGAAGACUUUCUGGAAUUAAGUGGUAAAAUUUCAUUAAUUCGUGAAGCAGUUCCAUCAGAAUCUCAAAAAUCUGAUGCAGGAAUAUUCAGCUCUCUGUACUCUUACAUAGCAUCUGGUGGUGAACCUAAUAAUCAUAAAAUACAAACAUCAAAUGAAGCAGAACUAAUUGAAGCUGCUAAAACUUGUAUAUCAGAAAGUCAUCUUGAAAGUUUGAUUACAGAAUCAAAAUGUCUUACAAUCGAAUCUUUAGAAGCUUUAGUUAAAGCACUUCUAAGAGUUUUUUAUAAUGCUGAUGGCAUACUUAUAUUAGGAUCAAAAGAUAAUGAAAAUUCUGCCUGUUUUCUAUUAGAAAUGCUUCUUAAAAUAGUUUUACAAAAUCGAGAUAGAGUUAACACUGUUUGGAAUCCAUUAAAACAGCACUUAUACAAUCUUAUAACUGGUGCAAUUGAAAACAAACAUAAAUUUCUCUUGGAACGUACAGUUGUUGGAAUAAUGAGGUUAGCUUCUCGAUUAAUGAGACGAGAAGAAAUCAGUUCAAUGGUAUUAAUGUCACUAAGUAUGUUACCAUUACUCGAUAAAAAUUCUUUACAAAUAGUAGGAAGACAAAUAGCAUUUGGAAUGUAUGAAUUGUUAAAAAUGUGUGCAGUAAAUAUUCAUACUGAAGAUGAUUGGGCAUUAAUUUUUACUAUAUUAGAAAAUGUUGGUGCUGGGGUUGUUAUAUCUAAAAACCAUAUACAUCCUGAUAAUGAACCAAUUAGUUUAAGUGAUAGUAAUUAUGAUAGUGGACUGGAUGUUAGAUCUUUAAAUAAUGUAUUGUCUUCUUCAUCUUCACCACCUGAUAAUUGUUAUGUUGGUUGGUCAAAAAUUGAACAGAAUAAUGGAAUUUUAGAAACUCGAGCUGAAAACAUUAUGUUCACUCUUCAUGAUCCAUUUUCAUUUGUUAAGUGUUGCGAGUCUUUGGCUUUUUUGAUACGCAAUAUUGCACAUAUCACACCUUAUAAUUUUCCUAAGUGUGUAUCUGUUAUAAUGAAUUUUGCUCAAGCUAGUUUGCAAACAAGUAAAAUGCAUUGUAUAAUUUUUAGAGACAAAAAUCUGCAACGAAAAUUAAAUGUGAAAUCUAAAAAAAAUAAUAAGGUUUUAAAUAAAUCAAAAUAUUCUAGUCAAUAUGAUGCUGAUGAUAGUGAUUCUGAAGACAUUCCAAGUAGUUAUUCUCAAGUUUCUAUUCAAUUAUUAGAUCUCAUGCAUACUUUAUACACAAGUACUGCAGAGAUAUACCGUUGUUGGGCAGAAGAAAAUCCCGACAUUGAACUUGCGUCCUUGUGGAAUCUUGGUUGGUGUCCUCUUCUUCAAGGAAUUGCUAAUCUCUGCUGUGAUUGUAAACGUGAUGUAAGAAUGAGUGCAAUUACUUAUUUGCAACGAGCUUUACUCGUGCAUGAUUUAGUAACACUAAAUAGUGACGAAUGGGAAGCAUGUUUUCGCAAAGUCUUGUUUCUUUUAAUGGACAGGUUAUUAACAUGUGGUAAAGAUAUUGAUCCAAGCGGAUUAGAUGAAAUCAAAAUGAGAUCUGCUACACUUAUAUCUAAGGUUUUCUUACAUCAUUUGGUGCAAUUGCAAUCUCUGUCAUCAUUUGUAGAUUUAUGGAUUAUACUUUUAGAAUUAAUGCAUAAAUUCAUGAUUUCUGAUAAUAGUGAUACACUGAUUAAAGCCAUUCCCGAAACCCUAAAAAAUAUGUUAUUGGUAAUGUUAAAUGGUAAAGCCAAUAGUAAGGAGGAAUUACAUAACAAACAACUAUUUUGGGAUGCUACUUGGUCAAAAGUUGAUACAUUUUUACCAAAUAUGGCCAAAGAUUUAUCACAAUAUCAUAAAAAACAAGAUUCAGAAACCCAAAAUGUAUCCAACUCCGUGAAUUCCAGACCAUUAGACGCAAUCCCACAAAUAUCUGGUAACUCAGAUGUAUCAAUUUAUCAUUCGCCAAUUAUUUUAGAUGUUUCUCAAACAAAUAUUUUACCUCAUUUGUCUACUACACUACUCCCAAAAAAUAAUCAGUCAAUUGAUAGUCAUUCUUCAAUAGUUACUCCAGACUUUAUUGAUAAUUCACACUACUAUGGGUAUGAUCAAAAUGAUGAACUGAUUGCAGUUAUGACUACUAAUCCUAUAUCACAACCAUAUUUACCUAUUAUCAAAGAAAAUUCUAAUAAAAUUAAAAAUCCAACUCAAGAAUGUGAUAACAACAAAACAUCAGAUGAUGUGGUUUAUUAUACAAAUUAUACAAAUUAUUAUUUGUGAUUAUUUAAAUGUUUAUAUUUCUCAUUAUACGAUUACCUAUGUUAUACUUAAUUGUUUAAAUUUUAAAUAAAUGAUUGUAUUUUUGAUCCCUAAAUGUAAUUUUUUUCUUUAACU
Molecule: messenger RNA, 3468 nt
Organism: Daktulosphaira vitifoliae (grape phylloxera)
Lineage: Eukaryota; Metazoa; Arthropoda; Insecta; Hemiptera; Phylloxeridae
Product: Golgi-specific brefeldin A-resistance guanine nucleotide exchange factor 1-like
Biological process (GO): regulation of ARF protein signal transduction
Molecular function (GO): guanyl-nucleotide exchange factor activity
Source: RefSeq, a predicted model, not a curated record